Molecule: messenger RNA, 2605 nt
Organism: Linum trigynum
Lineage: Eukaryota; Viridiplantae; Streptophyta; Magnoliopsida; Malpighiales; Linaceae
Source: the annotation of a GenBank genome assembly
GUCUCUCCUCUCCGUCGAGUUCGCCUUUCGCUCCCUCAAUCCCAACUGAAUCAGAGUCAAGAAAAGAGGAAAGGAAAAUAUACCCAUUUCCUUUUCUGUCACUACAAUUCCAUGAAUCAUCUCUGGUUCACGACUUGCCCAUCAGUUUGGAGAGAAAAAGACUUGUUUCUUUCUUUGUGGGUUUUGGGUGAUUGAUUCUAUUGAUGGUACUUACUUAGCUUCUCUGUUUACCUUGAAGCGAGUAUGGUGGCAUUUGGGAAGAAGCUGAAACAAGCUCAAGUUCAGGAAUGGCAGGGGUAUUACAUAAACUACAAGCUGCUGAAGAAGCGAGUGAAGAGAUACAGUCAAGCCCAACAAUCUGGAACCCAGGACCCUCAACCUCAAUCCGUUGUUCUCAAGGACUUCUCCAGAUUGCUCGACUCCCAGAUUGAGAAAAUUGUACUCUUCAUUCUCGAACAACAAGGUGAAUUGGCAGCCAAGCUAGCCAGUCUUGGAGACCAUCAACACCACUGCCUCACACAACAACAGCAGCAGCAACUCUCUUCAUCAUCAAAUUGGCUAGACGUCUCUGAGCUCAAGGAAUCAUACAGAGCAGUCGGAGAGGAGCUCUUGAGGCUCCUCUGUUUCGUUGAGAUGAACGCUAUUGGUUUGCGCAAGAUCCUCAAGAAAUUCGACAAACGAUUCGGGUCCAGCUUCACUGAUUACUACGUCAAGACUCGCUCCAACCAUCCUUAUUCCCAGCUUCAAUCAGUUUUCAAACAAGUGGGAAUUGGGGCCGUUGUUGGAACCAUAUCUCGUAAUCUAACAGAUCUUCAAGACCACGAAGAGAGCUACACAUCGAUAUACGAUCAGCCAGCGCUGUCACAUCCGGACCCAGUUAUUGAUUCCAUCAAAGCAGCUGUGAGCAGGUUAUCAAACUCCACAAGCUUUCUGGAGUUCUUAGGGAAGCAUGCAUUCAUUGUCCAGGACCAGGACGACCUGGGAGCGGCUCCAAGUGAUGUAAAUGGAGACCUAUUUGUUGAGGAAAGAUAUCACUUCAUGUCGCUUCUACUCAACUUGGUCAAUACAUUUCUGUACAUGGUCAACACAUACAUCAUUGUCCCAACGGCGGAUGGAUACUCCCUCACCUUGGGAGCUGCAGCAACUGUUUGUGGUGUGAUCAUUGGUUCGAUGGCGAUCGCACAGAUAUUCUCAUCAGUCUACUUCAGUGCAUGGUCGAAUCGAUCAUAUUUCAGACCGCUUUUAUUCAGUAGCAUUGUGCUUCUUGUUGGGAACACCUUGUAUGCACUGGCUUAUGAUCUGAAUUCCUUAUCUGUCCUUCUGCUUGGUCGACUGUUUUGCGGGUUAGGUUCAGCAAGAGCGGUUAACAGGCGCUACAUCAGCGAUUGUGUGCCUCUCAAGUUCAGGAUGCAAGCUUCAGCAGGUUUUGUGAGUGCCAGUGCUCUUGGAAUGGCUUGUGGCCCAGCUAUGGCUUGCUUAUUUCAGACUAAUUUCAAAUUCUGUAAUCUUCUAACUUUCAACGAAGCAACUUUGCCUGGCUGGGUCAUGGCCUUUUUAUGGCUUCUCUACCUGUCAUGGCUCUGGUUUUCAUUUAGAGAGCCUCCUCCGUACACCAAAUUGCUUGUGGUUCCGAAAAUAAAUGCUGUGAGUACGAUGAUAGGACCAUUGGUGAAUGAUGCUAUAGAGCAUGGUUCGACGAAGCCAUUACUGUUGGCAUCAGAAGCCAAUUACGAGGAUGAAGAAGGAGAUCAUGAAGAGGUGGAGGAUGAUGGUGAAGAAGAUUCAGAAGGGAGUAGGAGUGUUGAACCUGUCACCUCAAUUGCAUCAGCAUAUCAAUUGCUUACCCCAUCUGUGAAGGUCCAACUGUUUAUUUACUUCAUGCUGAAAUAUGCAAUGGAGAUUUUGCUAGCAGAAUCAAGCCUGGUCACUGGAUACUACUUCAUUUGGUCCACUCGAAACGUCGCUAUAUUCCUAGCUUGUCUUGGACUAACAGUCAUACCUGUAAAUGUUGUUGUUGGGAAGUACAUAAACAACAUCUUUGAAGAGAGGCAAGUCCUACUGGCAUCUGAGAUCAUGGUCUGCAUAGGCAUACUCUUGAGCUUCAACAUCCUCGUCCCUUACUCCGCUUCUCAGUACGUUGGUUCAGCACUCAUCACAUUUGUAUUUGCAGAAGUCCUAGAAGGUGUUAACUUGUCGCUCUUGUCAAGGGUAAUGUCGUCGAGGCUUUCAAAAGGGACCUUCAACGGUGGAUUGCUUUCGACGGAAGCAGGAACCAUUGCCCGUGUGAUUGCAGAUGGAACCAUAACAUUGUCUGGUUACCUUGGGGAGCAGAUGCUACUCAACAUUACCCUUGUUCCUUCGUUGUGCAUUUGUGUUUCUGCCAUUGUUGCCACCUGCUUCACUUACAAUUCUCUCUACUAACUUCCUUAUAGGCUGUAGCUUUGCUCCCUCUGUAACGGUGAUGUGGUUUCUAGUAUGAGUUGAAUAAGGAAAGGCCAACCCAAGUUAGAGGUCGGUCUCUUUUGUACAACCAAUAGUACAUCGUAUAUACAGACUGAGGUGGGCUUGGCCUGUGAAAAUUGGGUGAUAAAGCCACAAGGGAAAG